AUGGACACAGGGAACUGGAGCCAGGUAACAGAAUUCAUCAUCUUGGGCUUCCCCCAUCUCCAGGGUGUCCAGAUUUAUCUCUUUCUCUUGUUGCUUCUCGUUUACCUCACGACUGUGUUGGGAAACCUGCUGAUAUUCCUGGUGGUCUGCCUGGACUCCCGGCUUCACACACCCAUGUACCACUUUGUCAGCAUUCUCUCCUUCUCAGAGCUUGGCUAUACAGGUGCCAUCAUCCCUAAGAUGCUGGCAAACUUGCUCAGUGAGAAAAAGACCAUUUCAUUCUCUGGGUGUCUCCUGCAGAUCUAUUUCUUUCACUCCCUUGGAGCGACAGAGUGCUAUCUCCUGACAGCUAUGGCCUACGAUAGGUAUUUAGCCAUCUGCCGGCCCCUCCACUACCCAACCCUCAUGACCCCAACACUCUGUGCAGAGAUUGCCAUUGGCUGUUGGUUGGGAGGCUUGGCUGGGCCAGUAGUUGAAAUUUCCUUGAUUUCACGCCUCCCAUUCUGUGGCCCCAAUCGAAUUCAGCACAUCUUUUGUGACUUCCCUCCUGUGCUGACUUUGGCUUGCACUGAUACGUCUAUAAAUGUCCUAGUAGAUUUUGUUAUAAAUUCCUGCAAGAUCCUAGCCACCUUCCUGCUGAUCCUCUGCUCCUAUGUGCAGAUCAUCUGCACGGUGCUCAGAAUUCCCUCAGCUGCCGGCAAGAGGAAGGCCAUCUCCACGUGUGCCUCCCACCUCACUGUGGUUCUCAUCUUCUAUGGGAGCAUCCUCUUCAUGUAUGUGCGGCUGAAGAAGAGCUACUCACUGGACUAUGACCAGGCCCUGGCAGUGAUCUACUCAGUGCUCACACCCUUUCUCAACCACUUCAUCUACAGCUUGCGCAACAAGGAGAUCAAGGAAGCUGUGAGGAGGCAGCUAAAGAGAAUUGGGAUAUUGGCAUGA
Pongo pygmaeus (Bornean orangutan) is the source of this 939-nucleotide messenger RNA. RefSeq names its product olfactory receptor 6N1. The transcript has a single exon. The record is from RefSeq and is a predicted model, not a curated record. Gene Ontology annotation, biological process: G protein-coupled receptor signaling pathway. Gene Ontology annotation, cellular component: membrane. The coding region runs from base 1 to 939 and encodes 312 amino acids. Gene Ontology annotation, molecular function: G protein-coupled receptor activity; olfactory receptor activity. Lineage: Eukaryota; Metazoa; Chordata; Mammalia; Primates; Hominidae.